AUGGACGCAGGGCCGAGCGUGCUGUGGGAGCAGCUGCUCCUCGCUCAGGCCGUGUACCAAGUUGCGGCGAGUCCGCCGGAAUGGGAAAAGGUAGCGUCGCUUUUGUCUACGCACCCUCUGGUGCUGGAGAAGAGGACACAGUGGAACGCGGGGCAGUGUGAGCAGGCGUGGAAGUCGCUCAUGCUCGGCCACGCGAUCACCGAAGAAGGCGAUGCCCAGGCGCCCAAGUCGGGGAGGAAUGCGCAGCUUGCGCUUGCACAAAAGCUGUACGCAGCGCGCCUUGGCGAAAUCCACGAGCAGAUCAAGGAAAAGGAGACCAAGUUCCGCGAUCUCCACCAGCGCCUGCAGGACCUCGAGAGCGGCAAGCUGGACGAGCGCCUGCGCGAAGAGGCCGGCAUUCCAGACGAGACGCCGCGGCGCAAGCGGCGUGCCGAGGCCGCAGAAGCGUCGGCUGACGACGACGACGAGGCCGACGAGCACCUGCAAGUCGAGCAGGACCUGCUUGGCGACGAUGGGCCGGCCGAGGCACAUGUCCCUGAGACGCCCGAGCGGGAAGAACGGACGCCGCAGCCUGCGACGACAUACAAGUCGCGUGCACGGCGGCGAACCGAGAGCCGCGGCCGCAGCCUGACGGCCGACGAGUCGCUCUCGCGCACGCCGUCGCCGGGGCGCACCACGCGGCGCUCGCGGCGAGCGACGCCCGAGGCCGACGAGCACUCUGCCAGCGAGGACGGCCACGGGACCGACGGCGUGUCGGACGCCGAGCGCGACAAGAGCCGGCGGCGCACGACGCAGGUCUUGCUUAUGCUGCACAACGAGGUGUCGAAUCACACGCACGGCAACCUCUUUCACCAGGCAAUCAAAGAAGCGGAUGCCCCGGACUAUUAUUCGCUCAUCAAGCAGCCUAUGGACCUCAAACUCAUCAAGCAGCGCAUUAAGGAGGGCACGAUCGCGUCGGCGCUUGAUCUGCGCCGCGCACUGAGCCUCAUGUUUGCGAAUGCGCUCAUGUACAACCGCCCCGACACCGAGGUGCACCGCAUGGCGAACGAGAUGCGACUGGCCACGGACGAGAUGCUCGACCAAUUCGAGCAGACACCGUAG
Malassezia japonica is the source of this 1101-nucleotide messenger RNA. RefSeq lists its product as uncharacterized. The transcript is spliced from 3 exons. Lineage: Eukaryota; Fungi; Basidiomycota; Malasseziomycetes; Malasseziales; Malasseziaceae. The record is from RefSeq and is a predicted model, not a curated record. Bases 1 to 1101 code for a protein of 366 amino acids. Gene Ontology annotation, molecular function: protein binding. Gene Ontology annotation, cellular component: NuA4 histone acetyltransferase complex.